Molecule: messenger RNA, 984 nt
Organism: Heterostelium album PN500
Lineage: Eukaryota; Evosea; Eumycetozoa; Acytosteliales; Acytosteliaceae
Exons: 1
Coding region: 1-984 (327 amino acids)
Molecular function (GO): protein binding
Source: RefSeq, a predicted model, not a curated record
AUGGGACAUCCAAAGAUUGCUUUAAGAUUGAUAGAGUUGGGUGCCGAUAUCGAUAUAAAGAAUCAAGAUGGUUUCACUGCAUUACAGUUGGCAGUGUUGAGCGGAGAAUCUGAUGUUGUAAAGUCAUUGUUGGACAAGGAUGCCAAGGUUUCAACCGAGAAUACCAGUGAAGCUGGUAGCAUUUUGCAUACCGCAUACGGAAUCAAAGAGAAAGAUCUACCAAUUAUCGAUUCGUUGAUUAAGAAGUAUCCACAAUUGUUGGCCACUCGUGAUGCCAAUGAAAUGACACCACUCCACAUUGCUUGCGCUUAUGGAAACACAGCUUAUGCACGUCAGUUGAUCAAGUUGGGUGCUGAUGUUAAUGCUGUUGCUGCCGGUGGUUGCACUCCACUCCACAUUUGUGUAGACAGUGAGAAUCUCGAAGUUAUCAAAGAUCUCAUCGGUAGUGGUGCCGUUCUCAAGUUGGAUGAGACUGGUGAAACACCAUUGCUCAUGGCCAAGAACAACAAGAAAAAGACAAUCGAAGAACUACUCACCAAUUUGAAACUCGACCCAACUCCGUACAAGCCAGUCGUCACCAACAAGAGUAAAUCAUCUUCCAAACCAAAGGUUAGUGCAGAGGAUUUGAAAGAGAAUGGUAAUCGUGCUUUUAGAAAGGGUGACUACGAUGUCGCACUCAAUUGGUAUCAGUUGGCAGCUGACGUCGACGAAGUCAGUCGUGAGAUGGACCCAUCAACAAAGAACAAAGAACAAAUCCAAUAUAUUUUAUUCAGCAACAAGGCAGCUUGUCAUAUCUCAUUAAAGAACUAUACUGAAGCAUUGAAAGACGCAGAAAAAACAAUCGAGCUCGCACCAGAAUGGCCAAAAGGUUACUUGAGAAAAUCUCAAGCUCUAGAAGGUUUAGGAAGAAAAGAAGAAGCACAAGAAGCAACAACUAAAAUGAAUGUACUAAAUGAAUUGGAACAAUCAAAACAACAAAAAUAA